UGUGCCACACCAUCACCAUUGGCAUACAAAUGCAAACACUAAAAAGUUCAGAGUAGUUAACAACAAAAGCACAACAUGACUUCAGUGCUUCUUCAGAAAUAUUGCUUUGAGAAUAUUAAUGGAUCUUGCCAUAAAACAUCGUGGUCUUCAGGAAUCCGGAUAACUUUGUAUGUUGUGCUUGGUUUUCUGACAAUUCUUACACUAGGUGGAAACCUAAUGGUAAUGAUUUCAAUUGCUUAUUUCAAACAGCUUCACUCUCCUACAAAUAUUUUGCUCGCCUCCUUGGCAUGUGCUGAUUUUUGUUUGGGUCUGACUGUGCUGCCCUUCAGUAGUAUAAGAUCUGUUGAAACAUGCUGGUAUUUUGGGGAAACAUUCUGUAGAUUCCAUAGUUCUUUAGAACUAUCUUUUUGUUAUUCAUCAAUAUUUCACUUGUGUUUCAUCUCUGUUGAUCGCUACGUUGCUGUUACUGAUCCUCUAAUUUACCCUCUCAAGUUCACAGUGCCUGUUUCAGGCUUGUUCAUAGCUGUUGCCUGGAUAUUUUCAUUAGUAUUCAGUUUUUCUGUUGUCUUCACUGGGGCUAAUAACAAAGGGAUACAAGAAUUAGUAAAUGCCCUCUCCUGCGUAGGGAGCUGUCAGAUUCUCUUCAACAAAACAUGGGUAGUUGUAUCCAAUCUCCUUUAUCUAAUACCUUUUUUCACAACGAUAGCACUUUACAGCAAAAUCUUUGCUGUGGCUAAACGACAAGCUAGAAUGAUAGAGAUGAUGAGCAACAACAUCCAGUUGCCUGACACUUACAGUGACAGAGUUAACAAAAGGGAGAAUAAAGCUGCUAAAACCAUUGGUAUUGCUGUGAUUGCUUUUGUGGUAUUCUGGUCACCUUAUUCUAUAACUGUAAUAAUUGAUGCUUUUUUUAACUUCAUAACGCCACCCCUUGUCUUUGACAUUGUGGUUUGGUUCACUUAUUCCAACUCUGCCGUUAAUCCUUUGAUUUACUCUGUCUUUUAUCCUUGGUUUCGAAAAGCAAUGAAAGUGAUUGUGAGCUGUAAAAUGCUCCAGCAUGAUUGUUCAACAAUGAAUUUAUUUCCAAACUGA
This is a messenger RNA of Chrysemys picta bellii (western painted turtle), 1092 nucleotides long. RefSeq names its product trace amine-associated receptor 7a-like. The record is from RefSeq and is a predicted model, not a curated record. Gene Ontology annotation, molecular function: trace-amine receptor activity. Gene Ontology annotation, cellular component: membrane. Gene Ontology annotation, biological process: G protein-coupled receptor signaling pathway. Lineage: Eukaryota; Metazoa; Chordata; Testudines; Emydidae.